AUGACGUCCCAAUCCAUGGACAUCGCCGUCCUCAGCAAGGAUCAAAGCCUGGCCUUGGUCAAGAUCUUCCUCAAUGCAUCUCUUGCCUGUAUCUGCCAUACCCGAGAGUUGAUCAAUUGGGAGUCCGCAUGCUUCCGCAAACGCUAUGUCGACCACAUCUCCCUCAAAGGCGACAGUGUAUAUGAAUCGUUCUGCAGCUCAGACCCACCCAGCCCUGGCAGCUCUCAAGAGAUUCGUGUUCUCGCUCGUGGUCAUGACCACAGAGCUAAUGCUCUACUCAACAUGAUCGAACGUGGCGUCUUCCGUGCCAUUGAGGAAGCGUAUCUGGACGUGCUUCAAGUCUUUAUCACUAUUCCGGCAGGCAAAUCACAAAGUAUUCAAGAGACCUACACCUACAGCUUCACAUACUUCGAAAAUGCUGUGGCAAGCGUUGAGUGGAAAGAGCAACAGCAGUUCCUGUCCCUGGCGGAUGCUCAGCGCAGCUUCAAGACCGCCAUCCGAAGCCUCCUCAGGUCUAUCCAAGACCUUCCCAGCCUUCAAGACCAGUGUUCCUUAGGCAUGAGCAUGGCUUACAACGACAGUUGUCCACGAAAGUAUGAGCCAGAGGGGUUUAUGGACGCUUCAGACGACCGCAUCCUGGCCGAAGACUGGGCGAAACUAUGGGAAGAGCCUACAGAUGGGACUAGUGCCUUCGAAGCUGCUCAUCAUAGUGUUACGAUCGCUGCCAGAAAUCCUACCAGCAGCCGUCAAACCGCAUCACAGGUCAAGGAUACCGCGAUCAGUCGGCAGCUUCAGCAACUACAGAAGACAUCGUCCGGACGCCAUCCAGGUCUGGUGUCAACACUGCCAUUACCGGCGACUCCCUACAAACAGAACCAAGAGGUCAUACGCGAUGCUCUUGUGACUCCAGAUCAAUUGAUCGAAACCAGAUCCACUCGCAGUUCUACACGACAAAUCCACACCAGCCCUGAGGAGCAACAACGUCCAUCAGAAGGCAUAAAUUCGGCCGCGUAUGUCCCUGCAGCCCAGCCUGCUGCCAACCCACUGAGAGGCUUGACUAUCCAAUCUGCAAAUCGGAGGAAGCGCAAUAUCAUACCAGAGAAGAUGGCCAAGGUUAUCGUUCAAGCACAUUGCCUGGACUUCGAAGCAGAAGAUGGACUGACGUUCUUCGAUUCGGUCCAGCUCGACCGGGGUAUUCUGUACCGCAUUGAUCGGUCGACGACAGUGUGCUGCGACUGCGGAGAUCAGCAGCAACGUGGUCUGAUGGUAUAUUGUCACCUGUGCGACUCUUCACAACAUGCAGUGUGCUAUGGGCUGUCUUCCUUAAGACCCCGUUCGCGCCCUGACCAGCAUUUGUGCUACUCGUGUCUCCUGCUUCCAGAGGAUCCAGACAAAGUCCAGGGAAUGUCUGUCAAUGUGCAUAUACGACUUGCUUUGACCUACAUUGCGGAUCUCCAAUACAACACGUUCAUCGCGAAAGACCCAGGAUUCUGCGAUGCUGUGUUCGGUAACGUCGAAGACAUCGACUUCUUGCGACAGCGCCUCAUAGAGCGCUUAGUCAGAGAGAACAUUGUCGCUGGCGAUGUCAGUGACAAGCUCGUCAUUCUUGCGCAUGAUGAGGAGGGGCUGAACCGCCUUCGGAAUGAAUACCUCGAUCCGUUGGCGAACGUUGCGCAUCUGUACAGAUUGACCACCAGCAAGAAUGAGAACAAAACACUCGAAGGCGAGCUGAGGGCGUACAGUGGUGGGCGUGAAUACAAAUUCGGCGUUGGCGUCGAGGACAAAGUGUUGUACAACUCCUUGGGCGAGCCAGUGGUGUGCUGGGGUUACUUCGCUGAAGCGGACGGCAACAACAAUAAUAAAACCAUCGUACAGCAGUCGAAACGCAAGGCAGGAGGUACUAAUGGCGGACAUGAGCCAUCUCCACGCCGUCGAAAGAUCAGCAUCUCCAGAGCCUUCAUCGCGCUGGAUCGAUCAACACCGCUUCACGAAGACUGA
This is a messenger RNA of Cyphellophora attinorum, 1998 nucleotides long. RefSeq names its product Meiosis-specific protein hop1. Lineage: Eukaryota; Fungi; Ascomycota; Eurotiomycetes; Chaetothyriales; Cyphellophoraceae. The record is from RefSeq and is a predicted model, not a curated record. The coding region runs from base 1 to 1998 and encodes 665 amino acids. Gene Ontology annotation, biological process: meiotic recombination checkpoint signaling; synaptonemal complex assembly. Gene Ontology annotation, cellular component: nucleus. The transcript has 3 exons.